AUGUCUGAAAACUACGUCGCCCCUGGCCAGCAGCGCUACCUGCGCGCCUGCAUGGUCUGCUCGAUCGUCAUGACCUUCCAGCGCUUCCGCGAAGAGGGCUGUCCCAACUGCGAAGAGUUUUUGCACCUCGCCGGCUCGCCCGAACAGAUCGACAUCUGCACCAGCCAGGUCUUUGAAGGCCUCAUCACGCUGGCGAACCCGAACAAGUCGUGGGUGGCACGCUGGCAGCGCCUCGACGGUUACGUGCGCGGCGUGUACGCGAUCAAGGUGUCUGGGCAGCUGCCGGACGACGUGCGGACGCAGCUGGAAGAGGAGCACCGGAUCCAAUACAUACCGCGUGAUGGAAGCGCCACCGAGGCCGACUGA
Grosmannia clavigera kw1407 is the source of this 366-nucleotide messenger RNA. RefSeq names its product transcriptional elongation protein. Gene Ontology annotation, biological process: regulation of transcription elongation by RNA polymerase II; chromatin organization; positive regulation of DNA-templated transcription, elongation. Gene Ontology annotation, molecular function: zinc ion binding; RNA polymerase II complex binding. The record is from RefSeq and is a predicted model, not a curated record. Gene Ontology annotation, cellular component: nucleus; DSIF complex. The coding region runs from base 1 to 366 and encodes 121 amino acids. The transcript has 3 exons. Lineage: Eukaryota; Fungi; Ascomycota; Sordariomycetes; Ophiostomatales; Ophiostomataceae.